GAACAGAGGAAGUACAGAUGAGAUGUCAGAAUAUUAAAGCAUUAGAGUAUUAGAGAAGCUGUGCAGCCAAAGUUACUGAUGCAUCCAAUCCAAUGAAUGUUGCUCGAGUGAUUAUUGCUCUAGUUUUCUGCACCUUUUUCACAGCAUCUUAUUUCACCAAUAAGUAUGUCCUGUCUAUCUUAAAGUUUACAUUUCCAACCAUUUUUCAGGGUUGGCAGACGUCCACUGGAGCUCUAUUGCUGCUGGUUACAUGGAAACUGGGUUGGGUUGAAAUCAAUGGCUUCUCCAGAUCUGCAGCAUUUUCCCAGCUUCCUGGGUGCUUCUUAUUUAUUGGAAACAUUUAUGCGGGGUCCAAAGCACUGGCACUUUUGCCCAUUCCUUUUUUCUUCGUGUUACAAAAUGUCUCAGAAGUCUUUGCUUUUCUCAUCGGAACAGUAACUCACAGAGAGAAGCCACCAUGGAUGAAAUUAUUAAGUUUGUGUAUGUUGCUGGGAUCUGCCACCAGCCUUAUGCUAUACAACCCACGGUUUGGUCCCAGUGGCUACACAUGGGCAUCCAUCCAUCUGUUCUGUGUUGGUGCAUAUAAAGUAUUCCAGAAGAACACAAAGACAAACCUUCUGAGUGAUCUUGAAGAGCAGUUCAUCAAUUACGUGACCAGUGCAUUGUUACUUGCCUCUCUUGCAUACUCGACAGGUGAUCUGUCCGGUGCCUUAGAUUUCCCUCUCCUGACUUCAUACAGGUUCCACACUGGCUGCUUGGGCAGCGCUGUAUUCAGCUUUUGUUUGAUAUUGGCAACCGUGAAAUUGAAGGGCAGUCUGUCUCAGGAGCACUGUGGCAUCUGGUUCUUCCUGGCCAAGAUACUGGUGUCAGGUCUUUCUCUUUUCCUUUCCGCAUUCAACACUGUGCUCAGCCCCGUGACUCUGUGCUGCAUUAUCCUGAACUAUGCCGGAGAGGCCUUGUUUGUGUAUUCAGACAGAUUUAAAUAAGUUUGUUGAAGAAUAUGGCCAGUGCCUUUGAAGAUGUUCCAAAGGAUUUUCCACUCCAGCUCUUUAUUGGAGUUUUAUAAAUUGACCAAAGCCAGUUGCCUCAAUGAGAUUAUUUUCAUCUUUUUUUUUUGCUUAUUUUCAGUCUCAGUUACAUAUGGAAACUUGUUUCGGCCACAAGAUAAAAAUGAAAUACAAACUGUAAUUUUUUAUUUUUUUUGAAUCUCACAAUUCUGACAAUUCAGUUUUGAGUUUAUAUUUCACAAUUCUGGCUUUUUUCCUGCAAUUCUGUUAAAAACUUCAAAUUUGUGAGAUGUAAUCUUUCAAUGCAAGAUAUAAUCUUCACAUUUUGAUAAGAAAAGUCUGAAUUGUGAGAUUUUUUUUUUUUUUUUUUUUUUAAACUGUGGUGAAAAUAGAAAAAAAAAGUGAAAUGUAAACUCAGAAUUCAAAAAAAUAAUAUAAAAAUUGUGAAUUCAGGGAAAAAAGUCAGAAAUCAGUUUUGCUUUCAGAAUUACAAAAAAAUAAAUAAAUUGUGGGAUAAAAAGUCACAACCUUUUUCAUUUUUUAUUCCAUGGUGGAAACAUGCUUCCAUAGUUACAUGUCAAAAAAGAAAUAGAAGAAAAAAGUUAAUUUUUGAAUUAAACUUAAUUCAGAUUUCCUGUUUUGCACUUAUUACACAUUUUUUCACAGCAACAUUUGUAAUUGCUGUUAGUGUUUAAACUUUGCACAUCAUUAUCCUGCAGUGUUUACUUUUGAGAGUCCUGGAUCAUAUCCUGAAUACUGUCACACCUUCCAUCAAUACUCUGUAUGAGAAUCUAUAAAAUAAAUGGAAAACAUUGGCACAUGAGCCCCUAUAACUCGCUGGUUUUCAAAAAUAUUUUUACAUAAUGUCAGCCACCAUAAACAUAUUAGUGUUAUUAGUACAAUGUGUUUGUUGUCCAUGUUAACAUUAUUCACAAUUAUUGCAGGUUGAUUGAUGGUUAUAAUAUUUUUUUAAGGGUAUUUGGAUUUUUUUUAAAUAUAGAAAUAACUCCCAAAAUUGAGACCUGCAAAAAAUACUGUGAUUAUUCUGUUUGAACUGAUUGACAUUUACUGUAUUUUGGAGCCACAUUUUAUUAUAUUGUAUUUCUAAAGCUUCUAUUAUGAAAUUGACCCAUGUAUUAUAUUAUGAAAUAACUUUUCUUAGUAUUUUAAAUCAGUUU
Messenger RNA from Onychostoma macrolepis, 2185 nucleotides. RefSeq names its product transmembrane protein 241 (gene slc35d4). The record is from RefSeq and is a predicted model, not a curated record. NCBI's taxonomy places the organism in Eukaryota, Metazoa, Chordata, Actinopteri, Cypriniformes, Cyprinidae. Bases 93 to 986 code for a protein of 297 amino acids. The transcript has 15 exons.